AUGCAGUUCGUUGGAGGGCGCCUUCUGGUUGCCUUGCUGCUGUCUACGCAGGCCUGCGCUGAGAAGCGCGAGCCGGGGAUCUUCAAGCGGCUCGAGGCUGCCGGCGAGGAUGCCUUGGAAGAAGCUGCCUUCGAUUUCAAGACCUGUUCCUGCACCUGCUGCAUGGCCACCGAGCGAGCAGACCAAGAGCUCGAGCGCAGUGCCGAUGGACAGUCGCUCUUGACACACAAGUGCGUCCAUCCGAGCCCCUCGACGGAAGAGUGCCCGAUGGAGUGCAUCGCACGCGACCGGCGCCACACCUUAGAGGAGGAGCAGUAUGUCAAUCCCGGCAGUGCUCUGGACUAUGCCCGCUACUGCUACCACAACUGUGUGCCUGCCGUUCUCAUCAAUGGUGGGCAGUGCGCGAAUCCCAACAGUGCCAACCUGACAGCCGGUGGCUUUGAUCUGCCGAAGCCGCCCAAGUGGUCUCCCGGCGACCUCAAAAAACCAGCCAACCAGACGGCCUCGGAGGCAAAGUCUGUGGAGGCUGCUGCAGAUGAAGCAGCCAAGGAGGAGCUGAAGAAGGUCAGCUGGGACUUGCGCAGCAUCGUCGUCGAGCGAACUCGCGCUGAGGCGGGUGCGGCUGCUGCGCGGGCAGCCUACGCAGCAGAGCGGGCAAAGCUGCACAGCCAGGAGAUGAAGCGUUCCACCAAGAUGCUGGACAGGAUCAAGACAGCCGUUGUUGAGCAGUCCAAGACCUACGAGCCAGACUUUGAGCUUUCAAAGGCAAAUGCUUCCGCCGCCGCAGCAGCAGUUGCAGAAAGCUACAAUGCCCUGAAGAAGGCGAAGGCAAGCCUCCGCAAGGUUGGAGAGGAGACGAGGCAGCUCGCGAAGACGAUGAUCCAGGGUGCUGCCGCACAAAGUGCCAAGAUGGAGGCUGAGAGCUACUCGCAGCGAAUGCACUUUGAGGAUACGGCCGCUUACAGGAGACAGGUUGUGAAUACAGCAGCAUUCCCGUACGUCUCCGCUGUGACCACAGGUCUGCAGCGGGUCGCCGAGUACGAGCAGGCCGCCACAGCUGCAGAGGAGCUGGCACGCGAGGCGAAGGUGAAGAUGGACAGGGUGCAGCAGGAAGCCGAAAGGAUUGCAGCACAGGGGGACAGGAUAGCCGCCGGCAUGAAGAGACGCGAAGCCACAACUUUGCGACACCAGGCCGAGGAUGCGGAAGCCCAGGCCGCCAAGUAUCGUGCCACAGCCGUGGAAGCCCGUGACUCUGCUAGACAGUGGCAAGAAGCUGCGGAGAAGGUGGCCGCGCAGGUCGCCUUCCAGUACGAUCAGUCCGUGGCCACUACGCCGAGCCCGCCUCCCAUUGUGGCGCUGCCACAGCCGCCGGUAGACAUCAGGUGA
Molecule: messenger RNA, 1386 nt
Organism: Symbiodinium necroappetens
Lineage: Eukaryota; Dinophyceae; Suessiales; Symbiodiniaceae
Source: the annotation of a GenBank genome assembly